AUGUCUUCCUAUCCAUCCGAGAAGGGCGGUACCGAGGGGAUCGACAGGGUCCCCAGCGAGACUAACGACGCUUCAGACAACACUUCCGAUAACAACGGUCUCCAUGAGAAGCCCUCCAACGAGCACGCCGAAGGGCUACCUCCUGGGAACGCUCUGAACGCUGAUCUCGACCCCGAAAACCCGCUGUCUCGAUACACCCGCGAUGAGCUGCUGGAAAUCGCGUCUGGGUUUGCUAAGGAAAACGGAAUGGGCGACAAGGAGGACAUUUUCCGAAAGGGCGCUCUAGUGGCCCAAGACCCGGCCAACUUUGACAACAUUGACAUUCUCGACGACAAUGACCGAUACUGGCUGAGACGAGAAAUCACCCACAAGUGGGACCACCCCAUGAAGGUCUACUACAUUGUCAUCUGCUGCUCUUUGGCUGCGGCCGUCCAGGGUAUGGACGAGACUGUCAUCAACGGAGCCAACAUCAUCUUCCCUGCUCAGUUUGGCAUCAAGGAGGAGGCCGGUGUGGUGUCUCAGAAGACCUGGCUUCUUGGUCUGGUCAACUCGGCCCCCUACCUCUGUUGUGCCGUGGUUUCCUGUUGGCUCACCGACCCCAUUAAUAGACUGCUGGGCCGAAAAUGGACCAUUUUCUGGACCUGUUUCUGGUCUGGAGCUACGUGCUUCUGGUCCGGUUUCGUCAACAACUGGUGGCACCUGUUCAUUGCCCGAUUCUUCCUUGGAUUCGGUAUUGGACCCAAGUCUGCCACUGUUCCCGUCUACGCCGCCGAAUGCGCUCCCCCCACCAUUCGAGGAGCCAUGGUCAUGAUGUGGCAGAUGUGGACCGCCUUUGGAAUCAUGAUGGGAUACGUCAUGGACCUGGCCUUCUACUAUGUGCCUGAUCACGGCAUUGAGGGUCUCAACUGGCGUCUGAUGCUGGGCUCUGCUCUGAUCCCUGCCCUGCUCGUCUGUGUCCAGGUCAUUUGGUGUCCCGAGUCUCCUAGAUGGCACCUUGCUCGAGGAGAAAUCUCCAAGGCCUACGAGUGCAUGCGAGUCAUUCGAAACUCGGAAGUCCAGGCCGCUCGCGACCUGUUUUACGCACACGUGCUGCUGCUUGAAGAGGAGGAGCUGAAGCGCGGCAAGAACCGAUUUUUCGAGCUCUUUACCGUGCCUCGAAACCGACGAGCUUCCUGGGCCUCCUUCAUCGUCAUGUUCAUGCAGCAGUUCUGCGGUAUUAACGUGAUUGCCUACUACUCGUCCAACAUUUUCAUGGAGUCCGGUUUCGGCGAAAUCCAGGCUCUUCUUGCCUCCUUUGGUUUCGGUGCCAUCAACUUUGUGUUUGCACUUCCAGCUGUUUACACCAUUGAUACGUUUGGUCGACGAGCGCUUCUGUUAGUUACCUUCCCGCUCAUGGCCAUCUUCUUGCUAUUUGCAGGCUUUUGUUUCUGGAUCGACCAGGACGACCCCACCAACUCCCCAGCUCGAGUCGGUUGUAUUGCUCUGGGUAUUUAUCUCUUCUCAGCCGUCUACUCUUGCGGAGAGGGUCCAGUUCCCUUCACCUACUCUGCCGAGGCCUUCCCUCUCUACAUUCGAGAUCUAGGUAUGUCCUUUGCUACUGCCACCUGUUGGCUCUUCAACUUUGUGCUGGCUGUCACCUGGCCUUCUCUUCUAGCUGCCUUCACUCCACAGGGAGCCUUUGGAUGGUACGCUGCCUGGAACGUGGUUGGUUUCUUCCUCGUGCUCUGUUUCUUGCCUGAAACCAAGAACCUGACUCUUGAGGAGCUGGACAAGGUCUUUGGUGUGCCCACUCGAGUGCACAUGAAGUACCAGUUCAACGCUUUCAAGGUGAAUAUCCAGCGACACCUCUUCCGACAGGACAUUCCCAAGCCCCCUCCUCUCUACGCCCACGAGGUUGGAGUUGGCGGCACUUCUCACUACCAGCACAAGCCCCACCACACCGCCAACCUCACUCCCCUUCACACGGCGGAGCUUGCUUAA
Yarrowia lipolytica CLIB122 is the source of this 1980-nucleotide messenger RNA. RefSeq lists its product as uncharacterized. Gene Ontology annotation, biological process: transmembrane transport. Gene Ontology annotation, molecular function: transmembrane transporter activity. Gene Ontology annotation, cellular component: membrane. Lineage: Eukaryota; Fungi; Ascomycota; Dipodascomycetes; Dipodascales. The record is from RefSeq and is a predicted model, not a curated record.